UUUCUGUAUCAAAUACACCGUAACAGCGCCUCAUACUUCACAACAUAUGAGGCACAUGUCGGGUGAGAAUACAAUCACGUUGGCCUCGGUAGCCAUAGAGGUCUUUAAAAAAUGGAGUGUAGUACGAAACCAUCUGAUGCACCUCACAUUGAGUGUGAAAACGCUCAAAACAGUGCAAGUAUGGAAUCAAGUGUGCCCAACAGCAUCGACCAGACACACAAAUCGAAUCCGAAGUUACGUGCGGCGGUGUGUCGUAACGGGAUGAUAACGUUUUUUCAUCAGCACGCAUCGGAAGACCAGAUGACGGAAGAAAAUACGAUGCCGGUACGCAAUUUACGCAAUGAUGCGACACAUAGGGAAGGUCCAUGGGCAAUUUGGCAACGUAUUCUCUCUACCAGGGUUUUCAGCAGUCAUGACUUUCAGAUCCUAAAUCGUUAUCUGUUUGUUUCCAAUAUACUUUGCAACGGUCUAACCUAUGGCGUGUUGUUUGGCGUUUGCUUCAUCGAGACGAGUACCAACAUUAACAACGACUACCAGAAAACGGUGGUUUUAAUUUGUUCCCUCUGUGCUGUGUCAGUUUUAUUUCUCCAGCUGAUGUGUACAGCCAUAUACAUGCUGUACAAGCGCGACCACUACUUUGUGAGAAGUCGUGGGGUUGUCUACAUAGCAACCAUAGCAAUAUGUGCGUGGCUGAUCGGAGUUUUCCACGCGUGGAUGACAUUUGUUUAUCUGGGGUUUUUCCAUCAACCUAACUGGUUGAUGAUCAUUGACGCCUGUGCGUCACAAGCCUUCGUGCUAGGAAUUCUGGGCGCAAUGUCCGCACAUCAACGCUUAGUUUACUUUUUAUGCAAAAAAUAUAUUUACCGUGACGAUAUACCAAAACACUUAUUCAUCAGUACAUUCACCCUUGCCGUGUUGUGGGAUAUGCUCGUGGUAGCAGCACUUGCAGUGAUAGCGAUUUUUAAUCGACCGAACUGCAGGGCAUACCUGGACACAAUCGCGGUGGUCGGCAUUCAUUUUGCGUUAUUCUGGUUGAUGAAAUACUCGAUUAAAUCACGCUCGAUUAGACCGGCAUAUUCCGAUGCUGGCUCAAACAUUGUGCUGUCGGUCGUCAUCAGCGCAGUAUCUGUCACUGUGUACAUACUUCAACAGACAGUUUUGCAUAAUACUGCCAUGUGCCGCUUUAAGGCGGCCAAGCAUUAUCCGCUUCCAGGCAUGUAUCUGCGGUUCUAUUCUGAACUAUUUUGCAGCAGCAUUGCAGUCGUACAACUCUUUGGUCUUAUCGCUGUUGUAGUGUAUUUUGAAUUGGAGCCCACCAGAGACAUGGACCCACGCCAAUCAGCAUUGACAAAUAUAUGGACGAGGAAUAGCAGGAUUAUGGUGUCCGUGGGGAUUGCUGUCGGAACACAACCUACGCCACCGGAAGCGGGACAAACAAGCGAGCAAGCUAUCAACUUGAGAACCCGUACCUGA
Messenger RNA from Sphaeroforma arctica JP610, 1473 nucleotides. RefSeq lists its product as hypothetical. The transcript has a single exon. Lineage: Eukaryota; Ichthyosporea; Ichthyophonida. The coding region runs from base 112 to 1473 and encodes 453 amino acids. The record is from RefSeq and is a predicted model, not a curated record.